AUUUUGCCUUUUCCUUUGUUUGUCUUUCCUCUUUGUUGUCAUCGUUUACUGAUUACAUAAGUGAUUGAAACAAAACAACAUUUUUAGCGUGUGGCUUGAUUGAGCAAUUAAUAAUUUUAUUCAUUAUAUUGGUUCAACGUUUGCAAAAGUUAACCUCAUAAAGUGAGACAAUGGCGAGGAAGAGGCCAGAUUACAUUUCACCAUCAGGACGAUUUAUUCGUAGUUUGUAUCGUAAGUACAAACGAAGGAAACAAUACCACUUCAUUAUUGAUGACCUACCAACGUUGCUUGAUUCUCCCCUUGUGAGGAAUGUAUCAAAAGUAGAACCAAACAAUGUUCAAAAUGUCGAUUAUUUCUCAGACAAAUGUGAUUUACAAGAUCCUGACUGUAUCACACAUAUCAAUACUGUGAAAGAUGGGAUGAAAGAGGUUGUUGAUUCUACCGCCAUACCUCCUGGAAAAGCUAGUGCCAUGGCUGAAGAUAUUAUGGAUUGUUUAAAGGACGUGUUCAAAUCCUGCGGUUAUCAAGCUUACUUGUAUGUUUACGGUUCUUAUUACACUGGACUGUGUACUGAAGAUAGCGACGUGGAUAUAAGUUUUGAAUUUCUUGGACAUGAUUCCGGAACAACCCCGAAAGAUAUUCCGAGAAGUAUUGAGAAAAUCCUGAGAUCGUUGACGUAUUUUUCGAAAGUGAAAUUAAUCUCGAAUGCGAGAGUUCCGUUUAUCAGAUUCAUCUACAAACGUUACCGAAAAGAAUGCAGUAUUACGUUCGAAAAUCGAAUGGCUCUUCAGAAUUCGAAACUGAUUAAGCUUUAUUUAACACUGAAUCCGAAUUUGAAAACGUUGACGUUGUAUCUGAAACAUUUACUCAAUAAAUACGAUAUGCGAGGUAUCGGCCGAAUCACCACUCAUAUUUUGUUCUGGCUGAUUGUUUUUUUCAUGCAGCGAAAAGGGUUGCUACCUCCGGCGGUAUACGUUCGUCUAGCUUGCUCUUCGAAAAACGUCAUCUCAGGCACGAAUUGCGCUGUUCCCGAUUAUUAUUUGUAUUUAUCUUCGAAGUCGAGUUCGUCGUCCGAUUUGUAUUCUCUUUUACUGGACUUUGCUGCGUUUUACCGAGAUUUCAAGUUUUUGAAAUACGUGAUGAGCCCACAUAUUGGCGAAGCUUACCCAAUCGAUCAAGUUGAAAAUUUGAAAGGAAGUGGUAGCUCGAGAAUUUUCGGAAUCAGUUUUAUUAAUCUUCAACAUCCGUCGGACUUAAAUAUGAAUUUGGCUGAGCAAACCCGAAUAACGACGGUGAACAAAUUCAGAGUAUUGUGCUGUCAUCUUUCCAGAAUGUUGCCGUAUUAUAUGAACUACUCCGAAGAGUAUGAUCGUCCGCUUGACGACAUCUUGAUGGACGAGUUGCCUUAUUUCUUGAAUCAACCUAAAGAACUGAUACAAAGUACUUCGUUUCAGCUCGAGUUGAAUAUUCCUAAUCGUUUAACUGGAUAUUCAAUUAGGAGUGUUCGUCAUUUGAUGGAGAAUGUAUUGGAUUUUCGACCUUCGAAAAUUGUCAAGGAAGAGGUCUCCAAGACUGUCGGCGAUUCUGAUGAUACGACCGUUCCUCUGGUUUAUUUUUCAUAUUCCUCGACUGCCGCAACGUGGGAUAACGAGUACAUUUCUCGUAUUAUUCCACGUCCCAGAUUCGACGAAGACGGUGAACCAGAUCGACAAAUCAAUGUCUCCUUCAUAAGCGAAAUUAUUCGUGAAGAAAAUAUCGCUAAAAUUAUGAUCGAGAGUGAAGCCCAUUUUAUUACAUUCCUGGACGAGCAUGGUCGCAGUUUGUUAUCGAAUAUUUUGAAGAAUAUUUAUCGAAAUAAACGAAAAGGAUCAUUUCCUGUUCGAUACAAUCCCAUUUUGGAGAAAUUAUUCUUUGAAAUAGUGAACAAAAUACGUACUGAUGCAAAUUUACACCUGAAGCUGGAACAACCUCUUCCGGCAGAACCCCAUGAAAGCUGGAAAACUGAGAACAACGCUGAUGAUGAUAUUGAUGAAAUUGUUUCUAAUUUUUGCGGACUUAAUUUGAAAAACACUCCCAAUAAACAAGACGAAAGUAUCGUAAAGUCUGUCGAAUUGAUCAGCGUUUCUACAAAAAAAGCCAAGGAUAUUACUGCAAGAGUGAUCAACGAUUUGAAAACAGCUCUGAAGGAGUACAAAUUUGCUGGCCUCAAAUGGACGAUUUAUGGAUCCUAUAAUAAUGGACUUUGCACUGUCCACAGUGACACCAUCGAUCUAUCUUGUGAAUAUGGCGAAAAUACACCUUCAGCAGCGAAGAGCCUCGUUUUAAAAUUCAGCGAAAUUUUUCAAACCCAUUCUUUAUUCCGGCGAGAAGAAUUUUACGAAGAUGCCCGCGUCCCUAUCAUCAAAUUAUAUCACGUAUCUACCGACAAAAAAGUCAAUAUAACGUUUUUCAAUGACUUGGCAGUUCGAAACGUAUUGCUAACGAAGCUAUACUUGAGUUUGAAUCAGGAUUUGAAAACAUUAAUCUUGUACUUGAAAGAUUUGCUGAUGAAGUACGAAUUGCACGGUAAGAAUAGAAUCACUACUCAUGUGUUAUUCUGGUUGGUGGUGUACUUUUUACAAGAUAAAGGCUUACUGCCUCCUGUGAAGGAUAUACGAAAAGCUGCCGCUGAAAAAUGUUACAUUUCUGGUUGGAAUUGCUCGAUACCCGAUGACUUCUCAUAUCAGGUUAAAAGCCAACCUCCUGUCUCUUCUCUUUUGAUGGAUUUCUUCGUGUUUUACAAAGAUUUCAAUUUUUUAAAAUACGUGAUAUCGCCCUAUCAUGGUUGUUUGUUUCCAUUCGAAGAGUUUGAUAGAAACAUACCUAUUCCAAAAGAAGCACGAGACGAGGAAGUCUUACAAAAUGAGACUGAUGAAAACAAACACGCAUUUUUCAGAAGUGGUUUAAAUAUCCAAGAUCCUGUCGUGUUGAAUUUCAAUUUAACGGCGCCAAUUCGUACAGAUGUAAUUAACUUAUUCCAAGUAUUUUGCCAUCGUUUUGUUAACGAUCGUUACCUACCAACGAAAUUACCAUCGAAGAUGAAUGGUUACGGAAAUAUACCACCGAUAGAUCUCGUACGAUAUGCCUCGUUCGACGUUUUUCUCCGAGAUAUACCUACUCCUUGGUGGAAAGAAAUUGGCCAAUGUGUUCGAAUGUGUGUUCGUAGAAUGAUGGAGACGAUUUUUGGUUUCGAACUGAAUAACGUCAUCGUCGAGCAGAAUAUUACUCGGAUUAUUCGCGACAAAGAGACGUAUUCUGAGAAGACCAACACUGUACUGUAUUUUGACUAUUGCUCGACGGAAAACACUUGGAAAAAUGAUCACGUUUUGGGUAUUUUUUUCGGAGGAGUGAAACCUAUUGUUAAAUCAUUAUCGUGUAAGCAAUUGAGCCAAAUUUACUUGAUUUGUGAAAUCGAUCGAGAGAAGAAAAUGGUUUACGUGUUUGUUCGUUCUAAUGAUCGUUUGACCAAGUUUUUGCAUGUACAUUUCGGUAGGUUAAUGUUGUUUAUUUUACUCAAAUAAUUUUAUAAGGAAACAUGAAUAGAUUCGUGUUGAAGUUUUUUUUGAAACAAAUGGGUACAAUCAGUGCCUUGUUAAAUUUACAAAUAUCAUAAAAUUUAAUAAUAUCAUGUUCUCUCUUGA
Molecule: messenger RNA, 3680 nt
Organism: Planococcus citri (citrus mealybug)
Lineage: Eukaryota; Metazoa; Arthropoda; Insecta; Hemiptera; Pseudococcidae
Exons: 7
Coding region: 171-3560 (1129 amino acids)
Molecular function (GO): RNA uridylyltransferase activity
Source: RefSeq, a predicted model, not a curated record